AGGACGCGUAUAGACGUUAGCAAUUUAGCAUCACCAAACCGUCACCCUACUAUUAACGCGUCUUCUUCAUCUUCCAUAUAUACAUACACCUGCAAAACCCUAAUUCACUCAUAACUUCAAAACCUACCUCCAAUGGCCAAAAAACCUUCAAUCACCGACGUUGAGAAAGUCUUCAACAAGUUCGACGCUAACGGCGACGGUCAGAUCGACAUCUCCGAACUCGGAUCCAUUCUCGGAGCACUCGGAUCCGAGACUCCAGAGGAAGAACUAAAAGUUGUGAUGACGGAGAUUGAUACUGACGGUAACGGCGUCAUUGAUCUCAACGAGUUCACCGAGUUUCAGCGGCGAGGAUGCAGCGGUUCCGACGGAGAUGCAGUGAAUAAGGAGCUGCGUGACGCGUUUGAUCUGUACGAUCAGGAUAAGAACGGUAAGAUCUCGGCCGUUGAGUUGCAUUCGGUUUUGAAAAGUUUAGGUGAGAAGUGUUCGUUGAAUGAUUGUUGUAAGAUGAUUGAAUCGGUUGAUGUGGACGGUGAUGGUUGCGUGAAUUUUGAAGAGUUUAAGAAGAUGAUGAGUAAGUAACGGUCGUUAGUAGUGUUGAUUAGUCUUCUGUCUGUGCAUAAGUUUUCAUGUGAGUAAUCAGGUAGUUUGUUUUGUUUCUAGAUUUUCAGUGAAUUUAGAUGCAGAAUUGUAGUAAUAUUGCUGUAAUUUGGUUUCGUUCGUAUUAUGGAUGGUUUAAAUCAGUUUAAUAUUUUUGAUGAACAUGUUCAUAGCAACAA
Molecule: messenger RNA, 776 nt
Organism: Helianthus annuus (common sunflower)
Lineage: Eukaryota; Viridiplantae; Streptophyta; Magnoliopsida; Asterales; Asteraceae
Product: probable calcium-binding protein CML23
Exons: 1
Coding region: 133-579 (148 amino acids)
Molecular function (GO): calcium ion binding
Source: RefSeq, a predicted model, not a curated record